AUGGAAGGUAUGGAGCUGUCGCCGAAAAACACCACACUGGACACGAGUGUUUAUGUUAAAGAGUACAACGCAGAAUUCAACAAGAAAAUUCUGCCGGUGAGCAUAGUUUUCGGACUAACGGCCAGUGUGGGAUUGAUUGCCAAUGCCCUCGUGAUUUACAUCUACGGUUUCCGCUACAAGCGCUGCAACUUCAAGUAUUUCCUCUUCACGCUCGGACUGAUUGGCCUGCUGCAGUGCACCAUCAUGCUCCCGACGCAGAUAGGAGAGAUGCACUACUGGUUCAACUUUCCAACCUCGUGGCUUUGUCGCACCUCUGCCUACGUUUUCGGUUAUACAAUCAUUCACUGCUACUCCAUUCUGUUCCUCAUUGCUUUGGACCGAUUCCGCAAGGUGUGCCGGCCAUACGACUGGCAGAUCCAGGCCAACACGGCUAGGAAUUUAAGUAUUAUCACUUCGAUUGCAUCGUUAAUUCUAGCAACGACGCCUGGCGUGGUGAGUGGUCACCAUUCUUUCCAGACAUCGUACAAAGACGUGAAUAUUACUGUGACAGUUUGCGCAACGGAUGACAUGCAUAACAACAGAGAAUGGGCCGUGUAUUUCCUGCUUUUAUUGGGUGGACUACCAGUCUCUGUCAUCAUUAUUGUCACGUGUACCAUAUAUGCAUUAAUAUUAAUGCGGUUCUACCGUCAAGGCUCUCGAACAGCGCAGUCUAACUUAAACAAUAGUUCACUCGCUCGUUCUUCAUCUGAUGAAUUGUCCAAAGUGAAGACGGACGAUCAAAAUAAUGUCACGGACACAGAUAACAAAGAGAUUGUAUCAAAACAAAUGGAACAGACACUGACUGAGGCAAAAAUAGUAUCAUUUGAUACCACGACGAGUGUUCAAAAUGGCGACAAUAAUUCGUCUAUGAAUUCCACGUUUAAAAAUAUUAUGUGUGUAGUGUUUCCGGUAAGCAGACAAAUUAAUAUUAAAGCCAAUCGCCCUGGCAAUCUUCGUAAAACUUCAUCAAAGCUUGCAGUUAGAGAAAAAUUAUUGCGAAAAACAUGUAUAGUUCUCAUCAUCACGAUAACGUGUAUCAUUGCGUUGAUAAUCACAUUUUGUCUACAUAUGGUCUCCGAGUCGAUCAACUACCACGCGCUUGAGGUCCACGGAGUGAUUUUGAACGCGUUUGUGAUAUUUCACCGAGGGAGCUUUUCCAUGAUAUGUGCCCUGUUUCCAAUUAUCUACGGCGUUCGUGAUAACAGUUUCCGGAACAUCGUCCGGGAAAUGCUCGUCAAGUACAAGGGGUCCAAUCAGGAGCAAGAGCUUGAAACGUGUGCAUGA
Messenger RNA from Dreissena polymorpha, 1323 nucleotides. Its product is annotated as cholecystokinin receptor type A-like. Gene Ontology annotation, biological process: neuropeptide signaling pathway. The record is from RefSeq and is a predicted model, not a curated record. NCBI's taxonomy places the organism in Eukaryota, Metazoa, Mollusca, Bivalvia, Myida, Dreissenidae. Bases 1 to 1323 code for a protein of 440 amino acids. Gene Ontology annotation, molecular function: G protein-coupled peptide receptor activity. Gene Ontology annotation, cellular component: membrane. The transcript has a single exon.